Messenger RNA from Setaria italica (foxtail millet), 510 nucleotides. RefSeq lists its product as uncharacterized. Lineage: Eukaryota; Viridiplantae; Streptophyta; Magnoliopsida; Poales; Poaceae. The transcript is spliced from 2 exons. The record is from RefSeq and is a predicted model, not a curated record. Bases 1 to 510 code for a protein of 169 amino acids.
AUGGGAUCUUGGGAGGAGCAAGUUAGGCAAUUCUUGUUGGAGGAGGAGGAAAAGGACGAUGAAUUGUUCUUUGUAAUUGUUCCUACCAUAAUUUCGUACCUACAAGAAGAGAAAAUUCCUGUGCACACAUCUUCUCUUCCUAUUGCCAAAAAGGUUAAGGAAAUCCUUGAAGGGCACCCGAGCUGGUGUAAAGUUGAGUUCCAAAUGGAACCUGAAAUAUUUAAAGCCAUAGUGAACUUUCUUAGAAGAGAGAAUUUCCUCUGUGACACACCAUGUGUUGCUGUUGAGGAGCAGCUUGGGAUGUUCAUGUCUAUUCUCUCACACAAUGCUAGCAACCAAAGGCUACAAAAAGAUUUUCAACACAGUGGCAAGACGAUCCAUCGGAAAAUAACAAAAGUUUUCAAAAUAAUUCCUACCUUGACUCAUCAAUUUGUGAGACUUCCAAGUUUAUUCCAAACUCAUAUCAGAAUCGCGAUAAAUCCUCGUUUUAUGCCCUUCUUUCAACCAUGA